Drosophila eugracilis is the source of this 4897-nucleotide messenger RNA. RefSeq lists its product as uncharacterized. Gene Ontology annotation, molecular function: protein binding. Lineage: Eukaryota; Metazoa; Arthropoda; Insecta; Diptera; Drosophilidae. The transcript has 9 exons. Bases 1693 to 3249 code for a protein of 518 amino acids. The record is from RefSeq and is a predicted model, not a curated record.
GGCCGCAGCACAACGAGCAAACGGAAACCGGAAACGGAAGUUGAAAAGGCAGUGGCUCUGAAGCACAGUUAAUCGGGCAGAGAACCGAAAGCAGACAACUGACAACUGAGUACUGAGAACUGAGCGCAGUGAAGUGUUUGUUUUCGGCGUUAUCAGUGGAUGCACGCGUUUCCAGCACUGAUUGCGAGUAGGCAUCCAGGAUAGGGAUUGGGAUUGGGAUUCCAACUCAGAUUCAGGACACCCGACGGACGGACGGAGGAGGCGGCGAGCCGGAGAGGCGUGUCACUAGCAGGUGGCUGAGCCGGUUAACCAGAGUCCGACGGCAAAAACCUCCUCUCAGCCAAAAACAUUGGGCCAUAAUUAACCGCAUGCCGCAGACCGCACCGAGGAAAAGCAAAUAACAAAAUCAAAACACAAAACAUCAGUAACUGAACAAAGCGAAAGGAGAAAGAGCAAAAGGUGGCGUAAAAUGCGGCCUAAAUGCUUUGGCAAUUAUGCCAAAAUUGUUAACAAAAUUCGGAAAGUAUCAAACUAAGUAAAAGGCGACAGCAGGAAGCCGCAGGCAUUACAAAGGACCAAGGGCUAGGCGGCGACGACAGGUGGCAGGUGGUCCGCUGCUUUUCGGGUCUUUCUCCUUGAAUUCGUUUCGUUGAUAUCUAAAGAAAAGGUGCUCUCAGACAUACCCUUCGGUUGCCGAAAAGCAACAGAGCUCAAAACAGAAACCCAGACCCUUAGUCCUCGAAAUUGAAACCUCAAUAGGAACUCAAACGGAAGCCGAAACAAAAACUCACUUAGGUUGCCAUCCAAAUCAACGGCUGUCAGACAAAAAGUCGCUUUUUAUUGAUUUUUAUAAAGCCAAGUAGCAACACCAAAAAGCAAUGAACAGCAAAGAAUAAUAACACAAGCCGCAGAAGUAGAAACAAAAUAAAAAUAAAAACAAAAAGCAAACGCAAUGUGAAUAAUUCCCCAGUUGAGCAGAGGCGAGCACGAAACAGAAAAACUGUUGGAAUAUUCCUCACACCACCAACACCGAACCCCCCGCUCCCAUUUUACCCCCCGCCCCAACCGGAGUCCGCCGACUAUAUAAUAUAAUAUAUAUACCAUACUAUCGAAACGUUCAUCAAAUGCGAUUCGAUUCGAUGACGAUUCAAACAGGAGACACCGGAGAGACGGACGCACACGGGGCCCCAUAAAAAUGUGUUAUAAAAAUAUACACGCAUAAGUUCCCCAACUCCCCCUUUCGCAAGGACAUAAACAUAUAUAUAUAUAUAUAUAUAUAUCAAACAAAGCCUGGCCGGGAAAUUUUAAUGCAAAUGUCAUUGGCAAAGUCAAUUAGCAAGAAAGCCAACGAAAUGAGCUGAAAUGCUGCGACGGCACAAUUGAAAAUUUGAAAAUUGAUCAAGGUUUGAAAGCAGCGACCAACAAAGGAAAAGCGGGAUAAAAAGCAAGACUGAUUUUUAAGUUUAGUUAGAUUAUUUUAAACAUACAUGCAACAACAUAAAAAGAACUACUAUUUUGUGAGGAAAAACCGAAACUGCAACAACGAAUUAGCCAAGCGGAAACCGUAGCAAAAGGGAAAACCGCCCACAGAGAAAAUAGGAAAACGGCAACAAAGCAGCAAAAGCAGCUAAACCAGGCAAAAGCAACAAAACCAACGACAUCCAACAAAAGCAAACGGAUUCAUACGAAAGCAUGUUUGUGUUCAUAGCUGUGCUGUUUGUUAACGCUUGCCUAGCGGGCACCAUUCCGGCUACGCCGGAGAACAUAACCGUUACGUUCCUGACGCCCACGGCGGUCCGAGUGUCGUGGCAGACGCAAAUCGAUCUAAAGGCACAUCCCAUCGAGAAGUACAUCGUGACGUACAAGCCGACGGAUGACAGUUACAGGGUUGUACAGGACGUCGCCGGCAGCAGCGAGGCCAUUGUCCUGGAUCGCCUGCUGCCCAGCACACAGUACUCACUCGUUGUGACGGCCAUCUGGCAAGGCAAGAAGUACCGCAGCCGCGGUCAGAUCAAGUUCAAGACGCUGGAUCUCCCCAAGAACACCUCACAGCAGGACUUUCCGCCGGGUAUCUACGGCAAUGGGAGCAACGGUGCUCGCAAUGGAAGCACUAAUGCCAGCAUCUUUGGCGACGACGUGACCUCCACGGCCACAAAUACUCUGACUCAUGGCACAACCAGGGAAUUGCCCACUAUUCGCGGGGUGGAGAUCGGCAUAGUCCUGAUCGUGCUGAUGGUGUGGGCCGGAGCCAUCGCCCUGUUCUUCAACCGAUGGGGAAAGAUCCGGAUGCUGCUGCCCUAUCAACCAGACUAUAAGCACGAGCAGCUGAAAGUUCCGGGAACGGGUGUCUGCAGUGCCAGCGGAUGCAAUGGACAGCAUUCACACCAGUUCGACAGCAGUGAAUGUGCCCACCCACCGUUGCACUGCAAUAGCCGCCAUAUCCACAUGUUGGCCGAGGAACACUCCACAUCCAUCUCAGAGCGCUGCACACGCAGCCGAAUCAAUUCGGCCAUCUUUGUGUCCUCGGAGGGUCGAGGUUUCGAUUCCAUCGAGUUCCUGCGACGCCACGGAUCCCAGAGUGUCCUCUGCAGGAAGGCCAAAAGUGCCGAGAACAUCACGGACAACGGCAGAAGGAAGAGCCUGAGACCAUGGCGAACCGACGAUGAAUCCUGCAAGCAGCAGCACUUGUCCCAGGACAGCAACGACAUCGAGCUGAAGGAGUGCGGCGGCGCUGGAGGAGAACUACUCCGUCUGCCGGUCAUCCACGAUGGCAAGCAGUCGCCGACGGCCGUGACCAGUCUCCUGGCAAGAUCGGCGGCGAUAACCACGGCCAAUAUGAUUGUCGGAAGCAUUUCGCUGGAGGCACCGCCGCCGUACAUGCAGGAUGAUGAGGGCGAUACGUUGUCCACGGCGGCACUCAUACAUAGCGACGCUGCUGCCGUGGUCCACGAAUCCCAGGACUCGGCGGAGACGGUGGAGGAGCUGGUCCAUGUGCCGCUCCUGGCCAGUGCCACGGCAACGGCCAGCGUUUCGGCCUCCUCCUCGCCCAGCAUUGCCAUUGAGGCGAAACCGCGAGUCCUGGUGCACCAGCGAUCCUCGACCGCCUCCUCGUCGCCGCACAGCAGCCCCAAGAACCUGGGAAACCUGGGACUCAAGAUCGUCAAGCCCAAGAUCAGUGCGGUGCCAAUGGUUUCGGUCUCAGGUCCCUCGCCGCCCAUUGAAAAGCCACCACUGGCCGAGUGCUUGUAACAAAUGGCAGCCGAAACAUUUAUCUAAGCUCGCGCUCAAGGCAACUGGAACCUGGAUCCUGGACAGCCCUCAGAAACCCAUGAAGUCCCCUCAGACAAAACCCCCAAUCCAAAUCCUACUUAAAUAAUCUAAGACGAGAUAGUUGAGAUGGAGAAAGUAUGCCAGCUGCUCAAAUAAGUGUUUCGGUGGGAGGCUUUAAAACGUGGAAUGCGAAAAGUUAAGUGCAAGUGCAAACGUGACGUAGUUAUAGGAUAGAAACAAAAGGAUAACGUACCAGUGGUCAUCACCAGGCAAAGAAAGCUUUGUAUAUUCAACAACGACUGAAGUAUACACAUACAUGUACAUUAGAAACGAAAACAAUGGUAACCCGUAUAACUUUUUAAGUCGAUUAUUGUGUAUGUGUGUAUGCAUACCUAUUAACUGAUAAAUCAGCUUUAAUAACAAACAAGUAACCUAUCAGGCUUUAAUAUUACGACGAUGAUGAAUUUCUGGUUUAACCUAGUCUGUAGACUCACCUAGCUGUUGAAACGAGUAAAUCAAUUCUCUUUAAUUGUUCUCCUAUACAUAUAGCCAAAAAACCAACCACUUGGGCACCACAACUGUUAUACACGCGAUCUAUAUAGAUUUACUAAAUAUAUACAUAUAUAUAUAUUUAUACACCCAGUAAAAUUUCGUGUGUGCGUCCCAGAGUCCUGCAAGGAUCAAAGUGGUUUUCUUUUACCAAUUCAUGUGCUAUGUUUCUAACUAUGAAAAUAUGACACGGAUAAAGUGUGUGUCGAAACUGACAAGUACAUUGACCCUUGCAGGCUUCUACUACGUACCUUAGAGGUAUUCGGACACCCGCUAUACACUUAGCUCUUAGCUUUAAGAUGAUGAAAUCACAUAGUCCAAAUGUUACUUGCUAACAUAUCAAAUACUCUACUGUACCCACGACCAAAACGAAACUUUUGAAACUGUAAACUAGUCCAUAAUUAGCUGUAAGCAUCGUAUAAAGAACUAGUAACUAGGCGUAGUAUUUUGUCAAGUAAGUGCCCUGGAUGACUUCUGAGUGUUUUUAAAACCAGAUUCUUACAUGUAUUCCGUUUAGAUGUUUCUGUAGCUCGAACUUUACCCUAUACAGCAGAGUGUAUCUGACGUUAAGUGAACAUAUAUUGAUGGAUUUAUAGAAAUAUAUAGAGGAACGUUACUAUAGGAAUCUCCAGCUAGCACCAAAAACCCAUUUGCUCCUGCUCACUGAUUUAGGUAGUCUCUAUACAUUUUAGUUAUGAUACUUCAAAUUUUAUCUAUCCACCCAAGCGUUAGACACUUGAAAUCUAUCUUGAAUCCUAUCCAAUUCGUUUCAAUAUUGAAAUACAACAAAUGUAAAUACACAUCGCACUUGUACCUACAUCAACUGAGAUAUUCUUCAGUGAAACACAAACGUUGUUAUUAAGGAAUUGUCAAUUUAUGGUCCAAAGCUACAAUAAAUAGAACAUCAUUUGGAUGAGUCGGCAGUAAGCUUAACUAAGUUCUAGUUUACGUUCAAUUCGCUAACACAAAACAAAAGUAAAACUGUGUGAAUGUGUAUUUUUGAAAUCAAAUAAACGAAUUACAUAAAUGUACUCUUUUCAUACAGAGUUUUUCGAGAUCUUCUCGAAGAUUACGCAGU